GAAAAGCAGAUGAGCAAUCACACAGCAUGCAUGAUGAGGAGGAGGAGGAGGAGGAGGAGGAGGAAGAUGAUAAUGGAGGCGACACAAUGAUGAGUGCCGAGGACAUAAUCGCAGAUCAGGCCAAGCAGGUACCAGAUGACCCAUAUGCUAAUCUCAGCAAAAAGGAGAAGAAGAAGAAAAAGAAGGAGAGGGAGUUUGAGCGUCAGAUAGCCAGUGUCCGAGCUGAGAGUGCAUUGGAAGGAGAUUUCUCUAUAUCCCAGGCUGAGAUGUCCUCCAGACAGGCUAUGCUGGAAAACGCCUCAGAUAUCAAGCUGGAGAGGUUCAGCAUAUCUGCUCACGGCAAGGAGCUUUUCAUCAAUGCUGACCUUCUGAUCGUCGCGGGAAGAAGAUAUGGUUUGGUUGGACCGAAUGGCAAAGGAAAGACCACAUUAUUAAAACACAUAGCCAACAGAGCUCUCAGUAUCCCCCCCAAUAUUGAUGUGUUGCUGUGUGAACAAGAGGUGGUGGCCGAUGACACUCCAGCAGUACAGGCUGUCCUAAAGGCCGACACCCGCCGCCUGAAACUGUUGGAGGAAGAGAAACAGCUUCAGGCUCGUCUGGAGAAAGGAGAGGAUGCUGUGUUGGAGAGACUAGACAAGGUUUACGAAGAGCUGAGAGCAAUUGGCGCUGCAGCAGCUGAAGCCAAGGCCAGAAGAAUCCUGGCUGGUCUGUCAUUUACCCCCGAGAUGCAGAACAGGCCAACCAAAAGGUUCUCGGGAGGGUGGAGGAUGAGAGUUUCCCUUGCCAGAGCCCUGUUCAUGGAGCCCACUCUACUGAUGCUGGACGAGCCCACCAACCACCUGGAUCUAAAUGCUGUGAUCUGGCUCAAUAACUACCUUCAAGGUUGGAAGAAAACCCUCCUGAUAGUUUCCCAUGACCAGAGUUUUCUUGACGAUGUGUGUACAGAUAUCAUCCAUCUAGACAACCAAAAACUAUACUACUACAGAGGAAACUAUUUGACCUUCAAGAAGAUGUACAAACAGAAGCAAAAAGAGCUGCAGAAACAGUAUGACAAGCAGGAGAAGAAGCUGAAAGACUUGAAGGCUGGUGGCAAAUCCACCAAACAGGCUGAAAAGCAGACCAAAGAGGCCCUAACCAGAAAGCAGCAAAAAGGUAAGAAGAAGGGACCUCAAGAAGAGGAGAGCCAGGAGGCCCCCGAGCUGCUGAAGAGGCCCAAAGAGUACACCGUCAAGUUCACCUUCCCCAACCCUCCUCCUCUCUCACCACCCAUACUUGGGCUGCACAGUGUCGACUUUGGCUACGAAGGUCAGAAGCCUCUUUUCAAAAAUGUGGAUUUUGGCAUUGACAUGGAUUCCAGGAUUUGUAUUGUCGGGCCCAAUGGUGUUGGAAAGAGUACCCUGCUGCUGCUGCUGACUGGAAAAUUAAAUCCCAUUAAAGGUGAGAUGAGGAAGAACCAUCGACUGAAAGUUGGGUUCUUCAAUCAGCAGUAUGCUGACCAGUUGAACAUGGACGAAGCCCCCACAGAGUACCUGAUGAGGAACUUUAACCUGCCCUACCAGGACAGCAGGAAGUGUCUGGGACGUUUUGGCCUGGAGAGUCACGCCCACACCAUUCAGAUCUCCAAACUCUCCGGUGGGCAGAAGGCCAGAGUCGUAUUUGCAGAGUUGUCGUGUCGUCAGCCGGAUGUCCUUAUCCUGGAUGAGCCCACCAACAAUUUGGACAUUGAGUCAAUAGACGCCUUAUCUGAGGCCAUCAAUGAGUACAAAGGAGCUGUGAUCAUCGUGAGUCACGACGCACGGCUCAUCACGGAGACUCAGUGCCAGCUGUGGGUGGUGGAGGAACGCUCCGUGAACCAGAUUGACGGAGACUUCGACGACUACAAGCGGGAGGUGCUGGAGGCCCUCGGAGAGACAAUGGUCAACAAAGUCAACCCAUGACGGCCUGCUGUGGAAGCAGGUUCUACCUGCAGCAGUACAAGCUCGAAGUCCUUUUCUACCAGAGCGAAACGAUGAUCUGCCAAAGCUUAAUAAAAUACUCAAAC
Molecule: messenger RNA, 2041 nt
Organism: Nematolebias whitei (Rio pearlfish)
Lineage: Eukaryota; Metazoa; Chordata; Actinopteri; Cyprinodontiformes; Rivulidae
Gene: abcf1
Product: ATP-binding cassette, sub-family F (GCN20), member 1
Exons: 18
Coding region: 27-1937 (636 amino acids)
Molecular function (GO): ATP hydrolysis activity; ATP binding
Source: RefSeq, a predicted model, not a curated record